AGUCUGGGCAUCAGGAUUUCUAAAAGCUUCCAAGAGCAUCUAAUGUGCAGCUUGGGGUGAGAACCAGUGCCCUAGACCAAGUACUUCAUUUCACAGAUGGGAACCUGAAGCCCAGAGAUGGGAAUGUAUUUGUCCAAGGUCACACAGCAAAUGAAUGAAUGCAGAGUAUUCCUUCUCUCACCCUACAGAGCACAAAGCACCAGACUCCUUUAAUUGUAUCGCUGAUCAUUUGCUUCCAUACAAAUGAUCUUAUUUGACCCUCAUAACUUCUGGUGAGGUAGUGGGCAGUCAUUACCCCCAUCUUACAGCUGAGGAUGUCAAGGAACAAAACUGUCCAGGUGACUUGCCCAAGGUAAAGGCAAGAACCUAGAAUGCCCAGUUCCUGGUCCAGUGCUCUUUUAACACUAUCCAUUGUCAUGUACACGUUCUAGAAUGAACAGGUCAAUGAGCUGGGUUCCAGGUGUAAAAGGGAGGGACUAUGAGGUGACAUUCUAGAAGGGCGGAGAGGGUAGGACAGGAGGCAGACGACUGUUCCCUCACAAACAGGGGCUUUAGAGCAGCCAUGUCCUACUUCAUGUCUCCACAAACUCAUCCAGGUCUUCCGCCUUCCGGCCAAGGUGGGGCUGCUUCUCUGGGCUCAUCCCUUGGCCUCUAUAGUCCUGUAGAGCCAGUGGUGGUGGCCUCUGGUGGACAAGGGCCACUGAGCCAGAAAGCUGAGCAGGCGACACCCGUUGCCCAGGCCUGGGGCCCGGCCCUGGCAGUGCCAGAAGCCAGGGGCUGCCCUGGGGGGGCUAGCUGGGAGCCACUGCGGCGGAGGGAGUACAGCCGGUACUGCCACAAGUUCCCCCACGCGAGGCAGCCGGAGAGCCUGGGCUGGGAGGAUGGCUGCUCCAGAAGCAGAGCUCCCUACCUGGGUGGCCCCAGCAGGCCUGGGCCCCUGCUGUGUGGGCUGCCCUCUGAGGCAGGAGGGAAGGAGGCCGGCUCCCAGCCCGACAUCUGCAUCCUUACUUUGGCCAUGAUGAUCGCUGGCAUCCCCACCGUGCCUGUCCCAGGCCUACGGGAAGAGGACCUGAUCCGGGCAGCUCAAGCUUUCAUGAUGGCCCAUCCGGAGCCAGCGGGGGCUGUGGAGGGGGCACGGUGGCCCUAGUGAGAUCCCGGAGGGGCCAACCUCCUGGCUCCUGCUUGCAGCGGGAUGAAAUAGCACCAGACACAUAGGGUGGCUUCUCCGUAUGGUUUUUGGGCAGGCAGGGUCGUUGGUGUCUAUGGCAGGGAUGCGGAUAGGGUGGUGGUUUGAGCCACUCUGACAAACACCAGCCCAUCAGGGCCCAGACCCCAGGAAGUUUCCAGAAACCGUUAAGCCAGGCCAUAGGUCUUGUCAGAUUGGUUACAAUGAAAAUUACCAAGGUAGGAGGCCCUGCUUGGGGAGUGGAGGCUUCUUUUUGUACUGUUUUGGUACUCGAUCAGAAGUUCUUGUACAAAGCCCUAGGCAAUGUGACUUUUCCUCUUGCCUUUUGUUUCUCACCCUGCUGAGGGCAGGUGAUAGGACCACAGG
Messenger RNA from Balaenoptera musculus (blue whale), 1552 nucleotides. RefSeq names its product spermatogenesis associated 25 (gene SPATA25). The transcript has 2 exons. Gene Ontology annotation, biological process: spermatogenesis. The coding region runs from base 563 to 1147 and encodes 194 amino acids. NCBI's taxonomy places the organism in Eukaryota, Metazoa, Chordata, Mammalia, Artiodactyla, Balaenopteridae. The record is from RefSeq and is a predicted model, not a curated record.